This is a messenger RNA of Merops nubicus (carmine bee-eater), 2070 nucleotides long. It is a transcript of the gene VWA3A, whose product is annotated as von Willebrand factor A domain containing 3A. The annotation marks the transcript as partial. Lineage: Eukaryota; Metazoa; Chordata; Aves; Coraciiformes; Meropidae. The record is from RefSeq and is a predicted model, not a curated record. The transcript has 20 exons.
AUGGAUACACAGAUCAGGAAAAUGGCACAGUUGUUGGACAAUGAUCAGUUUUUGGAAAAAGUUGGGGUGUCCACAAAAUCCAGUUUACAGGCUGACCAUCCACCAUGGCAAGAUUUUACUGUGUCUCAUCUAGGACCAGAUAAUGGAUUGCUGAGAGUAAAAAUGAAGAAAAUCCAGUCUAAAAAGGUGCAAACCACAGAGGAGUGGCUAAACAGCUAUGGUUUAGAAUCCUUGCAAUUAACAUUGGAGCAUCUGAUAAAUGAAGGCAAUAUUAUUUUGAAUUCAAGAAAUGGUGUUGAAGAGAUAGAGUUUGCGGAAGAGACUGUCAUGAAUUUUGAGUCCAGACUUUCUGAAGUGGUUCAGCUUUAUCAGCAGCGAGUUCAGUGGCUUUUGCAGGACAGCAGAAAGGUGUUUGGCCUUGUAGAAGGAAGCAAUGUUGGACUUGUGGUUGAUGUAUCUAAUGUGAGUUAUGGACCUCAACUACUAGAUUUUCAGAAGGACCUUUUGCGCUUAAUAGAUGAACAGCUAUGUUAUAAGAAGCAAUUGUACUGCCUCUCAUUCAGUACAGAAAUUUCACCUCUGUGGGAAAGUCCAAAAAACAUCAAUAUUCAUGUGCUACAUGAAGCAAGACAGUGGAUACAGCAGCUGGAGCCUGGUCAAGGCUGCAAUUUGCUGAAAGCCUUGAAACACGUCCUUACAAUGAAAGAACUGAAUUCUCUGCUUCUUGUUGUGGGAAGCUGCCCUGACCAGUCUUUGGAAAUAAUAUCUGACUAUGCUCAGCAGUGUAUGCUGGGAAGAAAACUGCAGAUCCACGCUGUUACAUAUGAUUGCAGCAAUCCUGCUUCUCUUGUACUUCUAAAGAACCUUGCAGAAGCUGUAAGAGGCCACUAUCAUUUCUACUCUUCAAAGGGAGAGAAUUUAGAUAGCAGUGAUAUUCAUCUGCUACUUCAGGAAUCCCAGAAGGCUAACGACCUACUCAAAAGCCUCAAACAGAGUUUUCAAAGAAGAAUUCAUGGCUCACUGAUUAGUAAAAUAGCAGAUGUUUCCACAGAACCUGUGAAUACAGCUCCUUCCAGCUUCUUGCCAAAACCUCCAAAGCAUGAAGGACCAUUAGUUAUUCGAACACCAUGUGGCCAGGCCAAAGCCUCAAGAGACUGGUUAAAGACAAAUGGAUUGAAAGCUAAAAAGUUAAACCUUUAUCAAGUUUUGGCUCCCAGUGCCUUCUCUCCUGUGGAAGAAUUUGUACCUAUUCUUAAAAAAACAGUAUCAUCAAGUUUGCAUGAGAAAGCAAUGAUCCAAUUUGAAUGGUAUGAUGGAACUGUGAAAAAUAUCCAUGUUGAUCUGCCAGUGUUGUGCAACUAUCAGAAACUCCUUGCUAAAAUGGUAAGAGUCUAUGAGAAGCGAAUUGCCUGGCUGUCUGUUGCUAGCAGAAGAAUAUGGGGAAGUGUUUGUGAAAGGAGGGUGGUUAUACUUGUUGAUAUAUCCUUGACAAACUCUAUGUACAUCAUUCAUAUCCAACAUUAUUUGAGACUAUUACUUGAGGAACAAAUGUCAGAUAAGGAUUACUUCAAUAUUAUAGCAUUUGGGAGUGAUAUUGUGCCUUGGCAGCUGGAACUGGUUCCUUCCCAACCAGAAAACUUAGAAAAUGCUUGGAGGUGGAUGUUGAAGUUGCAGUGCGAAGGGAGUAGAAAUUUCCUGAGUGCUUUCAGGAGAGCUGUGGAAGUAGACUUCAAAGACAAAGACAAACACAAAUCACAAGGAAUUUACCUGCUGACUAUGGGGAUACCUGACCAGGAAACACACACAGUCAGUGCUUAUGUGGCUGAGGCUUGCAGAGGUUUUGAUUUGCAGCUUCAUGUCUGUCUGUUCAGUGUAGUGCAGGACAUUGGCUCCAAGAGGAUUCUGCCAGCCCGCUAUGCUAACCCAGCUGAAACUGCCAGUGCUUUUAAAGAAAUAGUGCAGGCAGCCAAUGGGAGAUUUCAUUGGUUUGGAGAAGCAGGUAUUUUUGAAAGUGAUGAUAUCACUGUUAUUGUGUCUGAAAUGGAAAAAGCAAGCAACUACUCCCAAAAG